UGCUGCAGAUGAUGAUGGUGAUGAUGAUGACAUAUUAAAGCGUCACAUAGCAGGAAUAAAUAAUAUUAUUUAAUAUUAAGAAAAGUUCGAUUUGGUGAAAGGUUCCCGUUUAUUAUAUAUAUAUAUAUAUAUAUAUAAUUUUUUUUUUAAAAGGCAUCUCCAUCUUUUUAUUUGGGUCCUUUUAAUCUGUGGAGCUCACUUCAGCUGUUGUGAUCCAGAGACCAUCAUGAUUUUGUUGACGCCCUCCUCCGGUAGGUCCAGUGAUGAUUAAUCUUCUAAUCUGGAUUAACGUGCACCUUUCUGUUCAGUCUGGGGAACUGUAUAUGUUAGACUGGCUUAAUGCGAGGAUGUUCAUUAUAACCAGCAAGAAUUGUAUAUGAGAGAUAUUGUAGAAGGCGUUUUUAUGUUCCUGUUGUUUAACUGUAAAUGUAAUUGUCUUCCCUCUGUUUAUUUUUGUUGUUUUUCUCACUUCUCAAUUGGGUUUUUUAGUCUUUAGCAGGUAACAUAGCAGUUUAUUAUGUAACAUGGGAUUUCCCAUCAUGCAUUCGUGUCCAUUAGACAGCAAUUCACCUGCUUGAAAUGGAUUGAUCUGCAUGGUUUUGGAGUCAACCAUUUAUUUUUAGUGACUAUUGUCUCAAUUAAAGGAGCCCACAGGUAUGAGCUGCAUGUGGAUGAAUAUGCCUCAUCAUUCAAAGAAAUCAUUCAUUCUGACUGCCACAUGUGUGCCCAAAAUAGAAUAAGAAUUAAAACAAAAAGCAUGCUUUUAAGUUUAAAGUUUUUAAAAAAAAUAUGACAAUUGUUCUUGGCUGUGUGCUCUUGUCUCAUCCACUGUUUUUUUUCAGAUGAAGAAUCUCUUGAACUGCCCUGGCUUUGGAAUCUCGGGAAGUUCAGGGUGAAAAACACUUAAAGGGUUGGGUUGCUAUUCUGCAACAUUCAACAUUUAAAUCUACUGUAACUUUUUGCAGGUCUUUUCCGGUGCACCAACAAGCUCUUUCUCAGUGAUCAAACCACAGGACUACAGAUUAAGGAGUUUGCACGUAGAAAUGCUGCAAACGUGCUGUCCGUUGCCAACAUGGUCAUGGGCAUGGCCUCCAUCCUCAGCAGUCUUGAUGGGCACAAUCAUGCUGCAUGUUGGCUGGUUCUCAUUGGCUACCUGCUAGAUUUGGCAGACGGAGCGGUUGCCAGGCGACUCGAUGCCUGUUCUGCCCUGGGUGCAAAGCUGGAUGACUUUGCAGAUUUCACGACUUUUGGGAUUGCCACAUCUCUGCUCCUGAGGACACCUGACCUGCUGGAUAACAUCCUGUGCAUGUGUUAUGCUCUCUCUGUGCUUGUUCGUCUCUGUUUCUUUUCAAGCGGGAUCCCGUUCAUGUAUCGCGGCCUGCCCUGCAUCUACUCCUCGGCCAUCCUCGCCAGUGCCUCGCUGCUGUCGGGCGGAAACACGGCCGUGCUGCGAGUCAUCGCUGUGGCCAUGAUACUCUUUAUGAUCCGGCAGAAUUUCUACCCCCAUGACCGAGUGUUGGAGUCCCAGGCCUGGAAGAAAGUUGUCUAUGUGGGGGGAGUUCUCAUGCUGUUCUGCUCAUCCUUCGCCCCUGCCUGUGUGUACUACCUGCUGUGGUCCGUCUCUUACAUUUUGUUCCCAACAUCUCUUUGGAGCAGUAAAGUGUAAAAGUAGGACAAAGAUGAACUCUUCCAGACUGCUUCAAGCUGCAGGUUCAUUCACCACAAACAGAACACCAUGUAACCUUUUUUUAGGGGGGGCGGGGGUCUGCAAGCCAUGGUUCUCUCCAAGAUUUUGUUACAGUUUAUUUAAUGCACAACCCCCACCAUGUAGCCCAGGUCAGAUACUGACAAUGAAACUUUUUUGUUGACCUUGUUUGUGUUGAUUAAACAGCAUAAUAGCAGCAAUCUGCCGAGUACAGCGACUUACAUAUAGAAUACAAUGUAAAUGUUUGCAUAUAUUUUAGUUUUAUGUGGGAGUAUGCAAGGAGUACAUUUGUAGUUAUUUGAAUAGAAAUACUGAAAAAAACAUUCUAAUUGCAAUACAAAUAUUUCCUUUUGCAGUGUGUCACUACAUUUGUGAAAAUAAAGAGAAAAAAUGGAAUGUGUUCAGUGUC
Molecule: messenger RNA, 2114 nt
Organism: Doryrhamphus excisus (bluestripe pipefish)
Lineage: Eukaryota; Metazoa; Chordata; Actinopteri; Syngnathiformes; Syngnathidae
Source: RefSeq, a predicted model, not a curated record